AUGGACAGUCUCUACUUCAUUGGCAAGGCGCAGUUUCACCAGCUCGCCACACACAUCUCUCUCUACCACGAGGACAUGUCCGCUGGCUACAAGCACCUCAGCACAGAUGCCGUGAUGGCGGUGGGGCUGAAGCCGCACAAGUUCACUUACUGGAAUGUGCCCAUGAUGAGCGGGUACCUCGGCAAAACGGUGCCGCUCGACAUCCAUGGCGGGUACGUGAUGAUCGACGAGGAGAAGGUAAUGCCGAUGGCGACGAGCUAUGGCAUGCUGCGCUACGCUCUUCUGACCAGUGCCGUGCGCGCCAAGGAGGGCGGGCGAUGGCGGUACGACUUUAUGACCAUGAACAGCACCCUCGCCAUCGGCACCGCUGCCGGGUUCGGUCUUUUGUCAUUCGGCCGCAAGCGCAUUGGCUGGAUGCGGCGUCACCCGGUCGGUUCUGUCAUGGCGAGCUUUGUCGCCUGCCUUACCACCACAGUAAUUGCGCGCCAGGGCAUCAAGGCCCUGGGCAUCGGCAUUGUUCAGGCACAGAAUAGUCACAAGAGGGCGCUCAAUUGCCUGCACUGCGUCGACUGUCUCGAAGACGUUAAUACGUACACGCUAAAGCAGAUCGAGGAACUGAAGGCACAGCAAAUCCCGCAGCAGGCAGGCAUGCCACCGCCGCCGGAGGAGUAUGUGCGACGCUUCAAGAAAGGUGUAGAGAUGCAGUGCAGACUGCUCGAGACCGACAUGGAAGAGGUGCGCCUCAUCCGCAAGUGGGCUGGAGCGUCGCUCUGUGACGUCCAUCAGCACCUCCGCGACGACCCGAUGGGCUACACGGAGCCGCACGGACUCGUACUUCUCGCUUCCGACCGCGCACGCGCAGCUGAGCGACCCCCGCUGGCGCCAAAGCCCGACGACGACAAGGGAAUAAGACCUGCAAAGAACUAG
Molecule: messenger RNA, 927 nt
Organism: Leishmania mexicana MHOM/GT/2001/U1103
Lineage: Eukaryota; Euglenozoa; Kinetoplastea; Trypanosomatida; Trypanosomatidae
Exons: 1
Coding region: 1-927 (308 amino acids)
Source: RefSeq, a predicted model, not a curated record